Molecule: messenger RNA, 1178 nt
Organism: Dacryopinax primogenitus
Lineage: Eukaryota; Fungi; Basidiomycota; Dacrymycetes; Dacrymycetales; Dacrymycetaceae
Exons: 6
Coding region: 78-1133 (351 amino acids)
Biological process (GO): regulation of peptide transport
Cellular component (GO): membrane
Source: RefSeq, a predicted model, not a curated record
AGCGCUUAUCAUCAACAUCUACAACGUCCAUCACGCAUUUAUCGACGCCGCUGUAUUCAUCAUCGUAGAAGAGCAGUAUGGCUCUCGAUAAAUCAACCUACGACUACGCCAUCGGUGUAUUCUUUCUCCUCAGCGUCGUCUCCCUAUGGACAAUAUCCAGUUUCCUAGUCCAGAACCUCUUCGUAUUCGGGUUCAACAAACCUUUCCUCGUCACAUACCUCAAAACGUCCACCGUGACGCUCUAUCUCCUCCCUUUCCUCUUCCAGCGCUACUGCCGCCCACCGCAAGGCUACACCCGCGCUCCCAGCUCACCGUCGCGCGACAGCAUCCCCCUGCCCGGCGCAGAAUCCCGCAAGAUGUCCAUCCGAGCAACAGCAGAGCUCGCAGCUGUCUUCUGUAUCCUCUGGUUCUUCGCUAAUUGGACCACGAACGCCAGUCUGGAGUUUACGAGCGUGGCGAGCAGCACGAUACUCGCUAGUACGAGCGGGUUCUUUACGCUUGCUGUUGGGCGACUGUUUGGCGUUGAGAAGCUUACGUGGGGGAAGAUCGCUGCUGUUGUCAUCAGCUUCUCCGGUGUCCUCCUCGUCUCCCUCGGCGACCACGCCUCGGUCACAAGUUUCCCCCACGCAAGCUGGGGCAACUUCCUCUCCCUCCUCAGCGCCAUACUCUACGCCUUCUACGCAACGAUACUCAAAGUUCGUACCGGCCCUGACGCGCAACUCGACACGCAGAUGUUCUUCGGCUUUGUGGGACUGUUUAUCACCCUCGGGUUGUGGCCUGUUGGGCUCGUGUUGCAUAUCUUUGGGAUAGAGAGCUUCGAUCUGCCGAAAGAGAACGCGGCAUGGGCAGCGCUCCUCAUCUCCAUGUUCAUCACCUGGUCCUCGAACUACCUCUACGUCCUCGCCGUCCUCCGCACCACCGCGCUCGUCGUGACCAUCGGUUUGUCACUAACGAUUCCCUUUGCGAUGGUUGGUGAUUUCUGGCUCGGUCGGGUGCCCGGGUGGAGGACGGUAGCAGGGGCCAUCUUGGUGCUCGUCGCGUUUGCCACUAUUGGCAGGGAGGGGGCGGUGGAGCAUGAGAUGGAGAGAGAGGAGGUGGCCAUGCAGCCUGUGAAGAUGGAUUUGGAGGAUUAGCGUCGUGAGGUGCUGUAGGAGCAGGACUGAAUAUCUAUAUCUUGG